AUGAGAGGUACCCAUCGAUGUUUCGUCCGGGGCAGCACACUGGGGCGAUGCGGCGAUGGAGGAGUAGGUGCUGGAGGCUGAAGAAGCUGGAGCUUUGGUGCGGCGAUGGGGAAUGGGUCCCAGCCCUGCGUGCUGUGAAUGCAAAAGCUAUGGAGAUUCGCUCGCAUUAUACCCAUUUGCUCCAACGUCACUCUUCCUGCUGUGUCGUCUCGUCCCCCACCCCACUUCUUCCCUACAUUUAAUCCAGUUCCAGGACCUCUGUCACUCUUGGAGGACGACGCCACACAAGUUUAGCAGCUCUCUCCCCUGUUUGGGUUUGUGUUUGUGCAGUGGGAAGACAACGAGUGGAACGAAACAAGGUUGGUCUUUGUCAGGUCCCCAGGGAUUGCGUAGGGAGUCGGGAUACGACGCAUUUCGAGCUAUACUUGUAGAGUUUCUAGAGCGGUGUGGUGUUGGUCAUGGCGUUGCAAUGGAAAUAACGGCUGCUGGAGCUGUAGAUCUUAGUCGCAGGAGAGGUCGUGGAGGUAUCAGUGUUAAAGAUUGUGAUAAGCAUUUGCCAUGGGCUGUACAUCCUCUUCACAUGCUGCAGUGCACGGCUCCAGAAACUUGCAGACCCACUCCCAGACUGAGGUUUUGGAUUCUAAGAAUCUGCGCAUCAAGCUAGUUCUGUUGGGUGACUCGGGAGUGGGAAAGAGUUGCAUUGUCUUACGGUUUGUGCGUGGGCAAUUCGACCCCUCGUCCAAGGUGACGGUUGGCGCGUCGUUUCUUUCUCAGACAAUUACAUUGAAAGAUUCUACCAGCGUAAAAUUUGAGAUAUGGGACACUGCAGGUCAAGAACGGUAUGCCUCAUUAGCGCCGCUAUAUUAUAGAGGUGCAGCAGCGGCGGUUGUAGUUUAUGACAUCACCAAUCCAGAGACAUUCUUGAAAGCUCAAUUCUGGGUUAAGGAGCUGCAGAAGCAUGGAAAUCCUGACAUUGUAAUGGCUUUGGUUGGCAAUAAAGCUGACCUCGAAUAUCAACGUGAAGUUACUCGCGAGGAAGCACAGACAUAUGCCGAUAGUAAUGGCAUGUUCUACAUCGAAACGUCGGCUAAAACUUCUGACAAUGUGAACCAACUUUUCGAGCAACUUCAUGGCAAACUGAAGCAAACAACUUUAGUAGUUCGAAGAAGCAAGUACUGCACUUGAAUAUGACUCAUUCGUCUUUAAGGCUCUUUCUGACACCACUGACUGGCAGCAAUGCACUGAGGGCGAUAUUGCCAAGAAGCCCAAGCAUUCAAGUCUGUACAGCCCGUCGAGAAAAUCUUUGUCCAAGGUUCAUCAGUUUCGCAGAAUACACCCCACGUCCCGGGCCUGAAAUGGUUGUGUUAUCUUAUUUUGACAGGAGAUUGCCAAGAGGUUACCUCGGGGACAAUCAAGCUUGUCGAGGCACUGAGACAUUCUCUAGAGCAUUUUUUCAGUUUCUCCAGAAUGCCAGAGUUUGGUGAUUGUCGGUACACAUUGUCAAUAGCCAACAAUGUUGCUAUUUAGCUGUUUUUGUAAUGUACAUACAUAUAAUAAAAUGGAUUUCUUUGGUUGGGUUUUUCUGCUUCAAGCCGCAGAGACCAACAGGUUCUAACAAUCCCA
Messenger RNA from Physcomitrium patens, 1623 nucleotides. RefSeq names its product ras-related protein RABF1. Lineage: Eukaryota; Viridiplantae; Streptophyta; Bryopsida; Funariales; Funariaceae. Gene Ontology annotation, molecular function: GTP binding; GTPase activity. The record is from RefSeq and is a predicted model, not a curated record.